AUGCUCUGUAAUGUAGGGUGGUGGUUACGAGCUGAUACUUCCCCGUCACAAGUAACAAUGAAACAAAAAGUCGGCAUCGCCUCCACCAUUAUUGGAGUGGAAGGCAUGACUUGUGGGUCCUGCGUCCAGUCCAUCGAGCAGCGCAUUGGAGCCUUUCCAGGAGUGAUCCACAUAAAGGUGUCUUUGGAGUUGAAAAAUUCGUCUAUUAUAUUCGACCAAAGUAAGCAAACCGCUGAUUCUCUGUCCUUGGCCAUUGAAGACAUGGGUUUUGAGUCGCUUCUAUCCGAGUCAAGCGAAGCCACACCUGUGGACACGGACACUCUGCUUGUCCCAGCCUCAGGGCUCUCUCCCGCUGCCCAACAAGAGGCGCUGGAGCGGCUCACACGUAUUCAGGGAGUGCUGGACGUCAACCACAGCUUUGCGCAAGGAGGAUUUAUUAUCACUUAUGUUACAGUGCUAACAUCUGCACAACAGCUCAAUGAAGUAGUCUCCAGUGUAACAGCGACAGUCUCUCCCAAGGACCGCACCCCCAGUUUAUCCCUGUCCCACAAGGCCGGAUCUGAGGAAACUCUGCUGAAACUGAGCAUCGAAGGAAUGACCUGCCACUCCUGCGUCACCACCAUCGAAGGGAAGAUUGGAAAGCUGAAAGGCAUUGACAAAAUUAGAGUUGUUUUAGAUGCGAAAGAAGCUACUAUUGUUUACCGGCCAUACCUUAUCACCAUCCAAACAAUCCUGGACCAAAUAUCUCGAGCAGGCUUUAAGGCCUCUGUCAAGUCCAAGCCCCGACCUCUACAGCUGCCUUGUGAUAUUGAGCGUUUUGUCGAUUCCCAAAAUUCCGUCGUUUCUUCUCCGUCAGAAACGACAGAGGAGACCGAAAUCUUCAUAGACACAACUCCCGUCACACUCAGGGUCCAAGGCAUGCACUGCCGCUCAUGUGUUGUCAAUAUCCAGGACAAUAUUGCGAUGCUACCCGGCAUAUCUUCUGUCGAGGUUUCACUAGAAAAAGAAAAGGCUUCUAUAGUUCACGACCCUCUGCAGAUCUCGGAAUAUCAAAUACAGCAGGCCAUUGAAGCUCUUCCACCGGGAAACUUUAGAACUGAGCUCUGGGGCUCUCCUGGCGCUCUCAGUUCUAGCCCUUCUCACUCUGUCUCCACGCUGCCUAGUUUUGGAGGCCACGUGAAGUAUGCCAUGCCCCAGCCUUGCCUAAGUCAGCCGCUGUCCUCCGUAGCAAAUAUUCAUAUUGAGGGCAUGACGUGUAACUCCUGUGUCCAGUCCAUUGAAGGAGUGAUCUCGCAACGAAAAGGAGUCAAAUCGGCCAAAGUCUCUCUUUCUGAGCACGAAGGAGUCUUUGAGUUUGAUCCUUUAGUGACCACACCGGAAGAGCUUAGGGCUGCCGUUGAGGACAUGGGCUUUGAUGCUUUUUUACCUGAAACAAACUCGUUGCUGCCAAAAUCGAAUGUGAAUGUUUCAAAGUCACCGAGCCCUGCGCCUUUGAAAGACGUAAACGAUGAGAUACUCAAGGAAAACACUCAAGGGAAUCGUAAAGACGUAUACUCAAAAUGUUACAUCCAAAUUGGAGGCAUGACUUGUGCUUCUUGUGUGGCGAACAUCGAGCGUAACCUCAAGAAUGAGCCUGGAAUUGUCUCAGUUCUUGUGGCACUUAUGGCCAGUAAAGCAGAGGUGCGCUUUAACUCUGAAAUAACGGACCCCGCGAAGAUUGGGGAGUGUAUUAAAGAGUUGGGGUUUACUGCCUCUGUCAUGGAGAACUAUGAAGGAUCUGAUGGAAAUCUUGAACUCGUGAUCCGGGGAAUGACAUGUGCCUCUUGUGUUCACAAAAUUGAAUCCAGUCUUAUGAGAGAAAAGGGGAUCAUAUAUGCUUCUGUUGCCUUGGCAACCAAUAAAGCACAUAUUAAAUAUGACGUUGAAAUCAUGGGUCCUCGAGACAUUAUUAAACAUAUUGAGAAUCUUGGAUUUGAGGCAACUUUAGUUAAAAGGGACCGUACUGCAAGCCACUUAGACCACAGCAAAGAAAUAAAACAAUGGAGAAAGUCCUUUUUUGUCAGCUUCAUCUUCUGUGUGCCGGUCAUGGGCAUGAUGAUCUACAUGAUUGUUAUGGACCAUCAAAUGCACACUGCUCAUCGACACAACUUCACAUCAGAGGACCGCAAUCGCUUUCACUCAACAAUGUUUCUGGAAAGACAGCUGAUUCCAGGACUCUCUGUUAUGAACCUACUCUCUUUCCUGUUUUGUGUGCCUGUCCAGUUCAUUGGGGGUCGCUACUUCUACAUCCAAGCCUUUAAAGCUGUCAAACACAAGUCGGCCAACAUGGAUGUGCUGAUAGUUCUGGCCACCACUAUUGCCUUCACCUACUCUCUAAUCGUUUUAAUUGUAGCCAUCAUUGAAAAAGCAAAAAUUAACCCCAUUACCUUCUUUGAUACACCACCGAUGCUCUUUGUCUUCAUCUCUCUUGGACGGAUGCUUGAGCAAAUUGCAAAGAGCAAAACUUCGGAAGCUUUGUCCAAAUUAAUGUCACUCCAAGCUACAGAGGCGACGGUGGUUUUGCUUGCCAGUGACAUGUCCGUUAUCAGUGAAGAACAAGUGGAUGUGGAGCUAGUUCAGAGAGGCGAUGUGGUCAAAGUUGUUCCCGGAGGAAAGUUUCCUGUUGAUGGAAGAGUCAUUGAGGGACACUCCAUGGCUGAUGAAUCCCUCAUUACAGGGGAAGCAAUGCCAGUAACUAAGAAGCCUGGAAGCACAGUAAUUGCAGGGUCCAUUAACCAAAAUGGCUCUCUACUUGUGAGUGCGACACAUGUUGGCAUGGACACAACUCUGUCUCAGAUUGUCAAACUAGUCGAGGAAGCUCAGACCUCUAAGGCUCCAAUUCAGCAGUAUGCAGAUAAGAUUAGUGGCUACUUUGUUCCAUUUAUCGUUGGUGUUUCACUCCUUACUCUGGUAGCAUGGAUUUUCAUUGGUUUUUUGAAUUUCUCUCUGGUUGAAGAAUACUUUCCUGGAUAUGACAAGAGCAUUUCAAGGACUGAAGCAGUGAUUCGCUUCGCCUUCCAGGCCUCAAUAACCGUGUUAUGCAUUGCCUGUCCCUGUUCUCUUGGCUUGGCAACCCCAACAGCUGUUAUGGUGGGCACAGGAGUUGGAGCUCAAAAUGGCAUUCUGAUAAAGGGAGGAGAGCCACUAGAGAUGGCACAUAAGGUUCAGGCUGUUGUAUUUGACAAAACGGGUACCAUCACAUAUGGUGCUCCAAAAGUUGUUCAGAUGAAAAUGGUCGUUGAAAGUAACAAGAUACCCAGGUCUCGCCUUUUGGCUAUUGUCGGAACAGCAGAGAACAAUAGUGAACAUCCACUGGGUGCAGCCAUCACUAAAUUCUGCAAACAGGAACUUGGCACAGAGUCCCUCGGUACUUGCACAGACUUUCAGUCCGUGCCGGGCUGUGGCAUUCGAUGUCAAGUGAGCAACACUGAGGCACUUUUGAAGCAGGCGGAUAGCGACAGUGAAGAUAACAACCAACGCAACAGUGUCUUGAUUCAAAUCAGCGACACCCGAACCUCCUCCAGCUCCCACCCCCUCAUCAUGGACCCGCAGCCUCUCAGUCUGGUUCAGACAUCCACCUAUGUUGUUUUGAUUGGAAACCGGGAGUGGAUGCGGCGAAACUGCCUUCAGGUCAGUCCUGAAGUAGACGAUGCAAUGACGGAGCAUGAGCGCAGAGGACGCACCGCUGUAUUGGUUGCCAUAGACAAUCUGUUGAGUGUAAUGAUAGCCAUCGCUGACACGGUGAAGCCAGAGGCAGAGCUGGCAGUGCACACUUUGACUAACAUGGGGCUGGAAGUGAUCCUUAUGACGGGAGACAACAGCAAGACUGCACGAGCUAUAGCUGCCCAGGUGGGCAUCCGGAAGGUGUUUGCUGAAGUUCUUCCAUCACAUAAAGUGGCCAAAGUGGAGCAGCUGCAGCAGGCGGGAAAGAGGGUGGCCAUGGUGGGAGACGGUGUCAAUGAUUCACCAGCUUUGGCGAUGGCAGAUGUGGGGAUCGCCAUAGGAACGGGAACAGAUGUUGCCAUAGAGGCGGCAGAUGUGGUGUUGAUAAGAAAUGACUUGUUGGACGUUGUGGCCAGCAUUGAUCUCUCUAAAAAGACAGUCAAGAGAAUAAGAAUUAACUUUAUUUUUGCAUUGAUCUACAACCUGGUUGGCAUCCCUAUUGCUGCUGGUGUGUUCCUUCCCAUUGGUCUGGUGCUGCAGCCAUGGAUGGGCUCAGCUGCCAUGGCCUUGUCUUCUGUUUCCGUCGUUUUGUCGUCUCUUCUACUUAAAUGUUACACCAAACCCAGCGCAGAGAAAUUGGAAUCUCGCUUUGGGAAGAGUCGACACCAAGGCAGUCUGUCUGACGUCAGCGUGCACAUUGGCAUGGGCGAGCUGCGAAGAACCUCCCCGAAACUCAGUCUGCUGGAUCGCAUCGUUAACUACAGCCGUGCCUCCAUCAACUCACUGCGCUCGGACAAGCACUCGCUCAACAGCCUGGUGCUGGAGCCCGACAAGCACUCGCUGUUAGUGGGAGAGGCGGCAGCGGAGGAGUUCUGCUGA
Knipowitschia caucasica is the source of this 4581-nucleotide messenger RNA. NCBI's taxonomy places the organism in Eukaryota, Metazoa, Chordata, Actinopteri, Gobiiformes, Gobiidae. The record is from the annotation of a GenBank genome assembly.